UUCAGUAUUCCUAGAAUGAACCCCGGAUUUGGACAAAAAUUACGACUUGAUCGGAUAAAACGAAAGAAUGAGGCUGUCACUCCCACUUCGCUCACUCCACCACCACCGCUGUUACUUCCACGCCCUCCUUCCAAUUCAUCCACCACCCAUCUCCGCCGCUCCAUGGCCACCACCACCACCGCCGAGCCAAUCAGUCCCUCGAACACCCGUGUGGGCUGGAUCGGCACCGGCGUGAUGGGCCGGUCCAUGUGCGGCCAUCUCAUCAAAGCCGGCUACACCCUGACCAUCUUCACCAGAACCCAAUCCAAAGCCCAACCUCUCCUUGACUUGGGCGCCCACUGGGCCCCCACCCCUCACUCCGUCGGCUCCCAAUCUGACGUCGUUUUCUCCAUCGUCGGCUACCCCUCCGACGUCCGCCACGUCAUCCUCCACCCCUCAUCCGGCGUCCUCUCUGGCCUCCGCCCUGGCGGCGCCGUCGUCGACAUGACCACCUCCGACCCCUCCCUCGCCGUCGAAAUCUCCUCCGCCGCCUCCUCCAUCUCCUGCUCCUCCGUCGACGCCCCCGUCUCCGGCGGCGAUCGCGGCGCCAAGAACGCCGCCCUCUCUAUCUUCGCCGGCGGCGACGAAUCCGCCGUCCGCCGCCUCUCUCCGAUCUUCUCUCUCCUCGGCAAAGUUUAUUACAUGGGGGGUCCCGGCAAAGGCCAAUUCGCGAAGCUCGCGAACCAAAUCACGAUCGCUUCAACGAUGCUAGGGUUAGUGGAGGGUUUGAUUUAUGCUCACAAGGCUGGACUCGAAUUGUCUCUGUAUUUGGAUGCGAUUUCCACUGGUGCUGCUGGUUCGAAAUCGAUUGAUUUGUAUGGGACUAGGAUUUUGAAUAGGGAUUUUGAAGCUGGGUUUUUUGUGAAUCAUUUUGUGAAAGAUUUGGGGAUUUGUUUGAACGAGUGUCAGAAUAUGGGACUCGCUUUGCCUGGAUUGGCAUUAGCUCAACAGCUUUAUCUUUCUCUCAAGGCUUAUGGGGAAGGUGAUUUGGGCACCCAAGCACUCAUUUUGGCUCUCGAGCGGCUCAACGAUGUCUCGCUAGCGUCUCCGAGUUCAAAGGCUUAAGACUGGUAAAAGAUUUAAUUGAUCUUAGUUGGGUAAUUGGAUAUCUGUGUAUGAAAUUAUGGGUUGCAAACUGUAUGAAUGGAUGAUGUUUUCUAAUGGCAAACAUGAUGAAUUGUGAUAAAAUGUUUUUGCUUUAUUGUUCUAUUUGCUGAGACUUGAAUUGUUUGAUACUGUUGUUUAUUAUAUUUUUCUCGUAUAAUUCCCUGGAAA
Camellia sinensis is the source of this 1314-nucleotide messenger RNA. Its product is annotated as 6-phosphogluconate dehydrogenase family protein. Gene Ontology annotation, molecular function: NADP binding; NAD binding; oxidoreductase activity. Lineage: Eukaryota; Viridiplantae; Streptophyta; Magnoliopsida; Ericales; Theaceae. The record is from RefSeq and is a predicted model, not a curated record.